AGAAGCUGUAUAGAGGAUUUAUGUAUAGUUACACAUUGCAUUAUAUUUCGUUGGGAUACAGUUUUGUGACGGGUGGGGUUAUUUUAUGUUCUGGCCGCGCCCUAUUUUCUUCUUUUUUUUCAUUAUUAUUUCUUCAGAUGGUUUUGGGAUUUGUAGAAACCGACGGUUAUUUUUAUUCACAUAAAUGGAAGUUGUUGAUUGGUUUUCAAUACGAAUGGAAGACAAGUAAACUACGCUCACACUCAGGGGCUCACCAGGCGUAAUGUAGAGUUUAGAUGAAUUUGGG
Myxozyma melibiosi is the source of this 286-nucleotide messenger RNA. RefSeq lists its product as uncharacterized. The transcript has a single exon. The coding region runs from base 21 to 263 and encodes 80 amino acids. Lineage: Eukaryota; Fungi; Ascomycota; Lipomycetes; Lipomycetales; Lipomycetaceae. The record is from RefSeq and is a predicted model, not a curated record.